Messenger RNA from Salvia hispanica, 1547 nucleotides. The record is from RefSeq and is a predicted model, not a curated record. Lineage: Eukaryota; Viridiplantae; Streptophyta; Magnoliopsida; Lamiales; Lamiaceae.
AGGAUUGAGGUGAAGACAACGACCCUCGAGCUCGAUUCCAUCUCUCUUCCUGCAUAAUUCCUCACCACAUCCUUCUGUUUGUUUUUCUUUACAUUUUCCAUACCGCCAUUUCGUUUGUACCGAUAAUAAAUUUUCAGUGAUUGUUGAUCGGAAGAAAUUGGAGUAGCGACGAAGAUGGUGAAGGAGACCGAAUAUUACGAUGUUCUGGGUGUGAGCCCCACAGCCACCGAGGCCGAGAUUAAGAAGGCUUAUUAUGUCAAGGCUAGGCAAGUUCAUCCGGACAAAAAUCCAAACGAUCCUAAUGCAGCACACAAAUUUCAGAUUUUGGGUGAAGCUUAUCAAGUUCUGAGUGACCCGUCGCAGAGACAAGCGUAUGAUGCUCAUGGGAAAUCAGGAAUUUCGACAGAUUCAAUUAUCGAUCCUGCUGCAAUCUUUGCCAUGCUUUUUGGAAGCGAGCUUUUUGAGGAAUACAUCGGCCAGCUUGCCAUGACAUCAAUGGCUUCUAUGGAUGUUUUCACUGAAGGAGAGGAAUUGGAUACUAAAAAGUUGCAGGAAAAAAUGCGGAGUGUCCAAAAGGAAAGGGAAGAGAAGCUUGCUGGCAUACUCAAAGAUAGACUCAACGUGUAUGUCCAUGGAAAUAAAGAGGAAUUCAUCCGCCAUGCUGAGGCUGAAGUAUCGAGGCUUUCUAAUGCCGCUUAUGGUGUGGAUAUGCUGAACACGAUUGGCUAUAUAUAUUCAAGGCAGGCAGCAAAAGAGCUUGGGAAGAAGGUGAUGUACCUUGGUGUACCAUUUGUUGCUGAGUGGUUCCGCAAUAAAGGACACUUUAUCAAAUCCCAAGUAACAGCUGCAACAGGUGCGAUUGCUUUAAUUCAACUGCAAGAAGACAUGAAAAAACAGCUCAGUGCUGAAGGGAAUUACACGGAGGAAGAACUUGAGGCAUAUAUGCAAUCACACAAGCAGUUGAUGAUCGACUCACUUUGGAAGCUCAAUGUGGCUGAUAUAGAAGCAACCCUUUCUCGUGUUUGCCAGAUGGUUCUACAAGAAAACAAUGCAAAGAAAGAGGAGCUCCGUAUGCGGGCAAAGGGUUUGAAAACUCUUGGCAAGAUAUUCCAGGUGAAACCAGCUAACGGUAGUAACAGUGUGCCAACUGAUCCUGCAAGCGACACACUGUUUGGAAGCGGGCCAAGUCAUAGCAAUGCUCCUUCAAGCACAUCUGCUAGAUCAGUAAACGACGAUAAUGUCUCUACAACCACAAGCCCGUAUGUGGAGGCUCCUCAGAUUGCCGGAAGCCCGUACAAUAACUUUCCAAGGUCAGCUGCUCCAUCUGGUGUUCACAGACAACCAUAAGCAUGCAUCACAGAUUGGGAGAGCAUUUGCUGUUGUAUUAUUGUGGUAUAAUCUUUGCUAGCCUAGUGAUCAACUAGUGUAUAUCAUUAUUAUUUAUUAUCAUUACAGAUGUAUGGAUCAUGUACCAAACUUUGUGCUUACUUUAUGUAAUUUGUCCAAACCAGAGUAUGUUAGUAGAAAAGUUAUGCUCUUCAGAUUCA